Pisolithus orientalis is the source of this 1053-nucleotide messenger RNA. Its product is annotated as polysaccharide lyase family 14 protein. The record is from RefSeq and is a predicted model, not a curated record. Bases 37 to 939 code for a protein of 300 amino acids. Lineage: Eukaryota; Fungi; Basidiomycota; Agaricomycetes; Boletales; Pisolithaceae. The transcript is spliced from 5 exons.
CCACUACUGAACAACAAAGGGCAAAUCAACUCAAUCAUGUCGUCCACCUCUACUGACCACCGAUUUAAAGACACCCUGUUCCCAAUCCAAGACUUUGUCCUUGGAUUUACUACAUGUCCUUCUGCGCCAGCACUACCCAAUCUGAUGAAUGCCACACUCUCUGAUUCUGCUCUUGGUAUUCACAAGAAUACAGGGAAACUAACUCACAAUGUAGUAUGCCCCCCUCCACCUAUUCGACCCUCCUCCCAUCCAGAGCCGCAGUUGGCUUGGGAGGCACGGUAUCCCAAGGGAAGUUGCAGCCCUAAGACGCCGUUACCUGGGGGCUUAGGCUUCUACCUCGCUGGACCUAAGACAUUUUCUAAUGCACUGGAGAGAGGUGCCGGGGAAGCCGUGUUCAGCUACCGGAUGAUGUUGCAGAAGGAUUGGGAGUGGGUCAAGGGUGGGAAGCUCCCCGGGGCGUACGGGGGCGUCGGCGAACUCGCCUACAGAUGCUCCGGAGGCCGCCAGCACGAUAGGUGCAAGUGCUUUAAUCUUCGCCUUAUGUGGAGAGAGAACGGCAUGGGAGAGCUCUAUGCUUAUACACCUCUAAAUGAAACCAAUAAGAGUGCACUCCUUGCGGUGCCCCCCUUUUCAAAGACGAACAGUGACUACGGUAUUUCUGUCGGGAAGGGUGCGUGGACAUAUGAGCCUGGAGUCUGGACGACCAUCGCGGAACGCGUCAAACUCAACACGGUUGGUGAAGCUAAUGGCGAAGUGCAAGUAUGGAUCAAUGGCGACUGCGUGAUUCAUGCCAGGGGUCUUGUAUUGCGGGUAGACGAAGAGUCGCAUAUCAAAGGAAUGCAUUUUCAGACAUUCUUCGGAGGUCAUACACCCGAUUGGGCUUCCCCUAAGGACCAGCAUGCUUGGUUUGCAGAUGUCUCAGGUGUCAUCGUGCACUAAGGUGCCAACUAACGGUUAGUAUACUCGUUUCAGAAGGGUUGUUGAAUAUGUACAAGGACAUGAGGAGCCAUACAUGUACGAUAGAUUGAAUUCCAGUGCUCAGCUGAUCGUCGA